AUGAGCACAGAGGUUGCUGGCAAGGGGACCUCUCCUGCCCCGCCUCUCCUUGGGCUUCUGGUUUCAACCACUGAGCUGGUCCCACCCAGUCCCACAUCCCCUGAGAAGGCAGACCCAGUAUCCAUCAUCAUUGCGCUUGUCUGCAUCUUCGUCCUCCUGGCGACCUUCCUCAUCUUUGUCACCCUCUGCAAGCUGGGGGCACUGGACGGGUCCUGCUCCAGCCCCCACGAGUGCAUGCCCCAUCACCCGGCAGAUGCCAGCGAGCCCCAGCUGAGGCUCUGGAAGCGGCUGGGCUCCCUGCAAUGCUCCAUCAACACCUUCAGGAGAAGUCAGCCAGUGUCCCACAGCCAACUUGCCCACCCCAGGAGCCCACCUGCCAGCCAGGACUGGGACAUCAUGGAGUCCACCAAAAUGUGA
Molecule: messenger RNA, 417 nt
Organism: Opisthocomus hoazin
Lineage: Eukaryota; Metazoa; Chordata; Aves; Opisthocomiformes; Opisthocomidae
Source: RefSeq, a predicted model, not a curated record